Messenger RNA from Knipowitschia caucasica, 1236 nucleotides. The record is from the annotation of a GenBank genome assembly. Lineage: Eukaryota; Metazoa; Chordata; Actinopteri; Gobiiformes; Gobiidae.
AUGCUUGGUAGUGCGACGUUCUCUCUGUCCUCCUCUCUCCAUCUCUCUCCUUCUGUCUGCCCUCCUCUCUCUCCUAAUCUCUUCUCCUCUCUCCUCCUCUCUGUCCUCCUCUCUUUCCUCCUCUCUCUAGCUCUCUCUCCUCUCUCUCCCCCUCUGUCCUCCUCUUUCCUCCUCUCUUCAACCCCCCCUCCUCCUCUCUCCUCCUCUCUAACCUCCUCUCUCCUCCUGUCCUCCUCUCUCCUACUCUGUCCUCCUCUCUCCCCCUCUCUCCUACUCUGUCCUCCUCUCUCCCCCUCUCUCCUACUCUGUCCUCCUCUCUCCCCCUCUCUCCUACUCUGUCCUCCUUUCUAUCCUCCUCUCUCCUCCUCUCUCUCUUCCUCUCUCAUCCUCUCUGCCCUCCUCUCUCAUCCUCUCUGCCCUCCUCUCUCCUCCUCUCUGUCCUCCUCUCUCCUCCUCUUUCCUCCUCUCUUCAACCCCCCCUCCUCCUCUCUCCUCCUCUCUAACCUCCUCUCUCCUCCUGUCCUCCUCUCUCCUCCUGUCCUCCUCUCUCCCCCUCUCUCCUACUCUGUCCUCCUCUCUCCCCCUCUCUCCUACUCUGUCCUCCUCUCUCCCCCUCUCUCCUACUCUGUCCUCCUCUCUCCCCCUCUCUCCUACUCUGUCCUCCUUUCUAUCCUCCUCUCUCCUCCUCUCUCUCUUCCUCUCUCAUCCUCUCUGCCCUCCUCUCUCAUCCUCUCUGCCCUCCUCUCUCCUCCUCUCUGUCCUCCUCUCUCCUCCUCUUUCCUCCUCUCUUCAACCCCCCCUCCUCCUCUCUCCUCCUCUCUAACCUCCUCUCUCCUCCUGUCCUCCUCUCUCCUCCUGUCCUCCUCUCUCCCCCUCUCUCCUACUCUGUCCUCCUCUCUCCCCCUCUCUCCUACUCUGUCCUCCUCUCUCCCCCUCUCUCCUACUCUGUCCUCCUCUCUCCCCCUCUCUCCUACUCUGUCCUCCUUUCUAUCCUCCUCUCUCCUCCUCUCUCUCUUCCUCUCUCAUCCUCUCUGCCCUCCUCUCUCAUCCUCUCUGCCCUCCUCUCUCCUCCUCUCUGUCCUCCUCUCUCCUCCCCUCUCUGUCCUCCUCCCUCAUCCUCUCUGCCCUCCUCCCUCAUCCUCUCUGCCCGCCUCUCUUCCCUCCUCUCUCCUCCUCUGCCCUCUUCUCUUUCCUCCUCUCUCCAUCUCUCCUCCUCUGUUCUCCUCUCUCUCCUAA